Molecule: messenger RNA, 4796 nt
Organism: Cottoperca gobio
Lineage: Eukaryota; Metazoa; Chordata; Actinopteri; Perciformes; Bovichtidae
Gene: acox1
Product: acyl-CoA oxidase 1, palmitoyl
Exons: 14
Coding region: 151-2136 (661 amino acids)
Biological process (GO): lipid homeostasis; fatty acid beta-oxidation using acyl-CoA oxidase; very long-chain fatty acid metabolic process
Cellular component (GO): peroxisome
Molecular function (GO): fatty acid binding; FAD binding
Source: RefSeq, a predicted model, not a curated record
CAUGACUUGUCUCCGCCUCCCAGCACCUCUCUGCGGCUGCGUCAGGAAGAGGCCAUCCGUCAAGUUGUUGAGGCUGCAGGAGGCUACGUACCACUAUUAUCAUUAUACCUUUUUCUGUUAUAUAUAUUGUUUUCACUCGGAUACAGAACCAUGAAUCCUGACAUUAUGAAAGAACGGCAAAACGCCACUUUUGACGUCGAGAAACUGACGCACAUUUUGAACGGGGGCGCUGAAAAGACCAAAAGACGCCGAGAAAUUGAGUCUAUGGUUAUGAGCGACCCGGACUUUAGGGAGCAGGACCCAAACUUCCUGUCUCGCAGUGAGCGCUAUGACCAGGCUGUUAGAAAAAGCGCCCAAAUGAUCUUGAAGCUCAGAGAGUACGGCAUUGCAGACCCAGAGGAGAUCUACUGCUAUAAGAAAAUGGUUCAAGGCCACCAUCAUGAAGCCUUGGGGCUACACUUUGUCAUGUUCCUCCCGACCCUGUACAGCCAGUGUGACCCUGAGCAGGCUAAGAAAUGGUUACCUCUGGCAGAGUCCUUCCAGGCCAUGGGCACAUAUGCCCAAACUGAGAUGGGUCACGGCACACACCUGAGGGGGCUGGAGACCACGGCCACAUAUGACCCAGCUACGCAGGAGUUUGUGUUAAACAGUCCCACCAUCAGCUCCAUCAAAUGGUGGCCUGGGGGACUUGGAAAGACUUCAAACCAUGCCAUAGUUCUGGCCCAGCUUUAUACACUGGGAAAUUUGCACGGCCUGCACGCUUUCAUCGUACCCAUCCGCGACAUGAACACACACGAGCCCCUGCCAGGUAUUGUGGUUGGAGAUAUCGGCCCCAAGUUUGGCUUUAACGAAGUUGACAACGGCUUCCUGAAGCUAGAGAACGUACGACUCCCACGGGAUAACAUGCUGAUGAAAUACGCCAAGGUGGAGCCAGAUGGGACCUAUGUGAAGCCUCCAAGUGCCAAGCUGACCUACGGCACCAUGGUGUUCAUCCGCUCCUUAAUCGUAGGCGAGUCAGCUCGGGCCCUCUCCAAAUCCUGCACCAUCGCCAUCCGCUACAGUUCUGUUCGACACCAGUCUGAGAUUCGGCCGGGAGAGCCAGAGCCUCAGAUCAUGGAUUACCAGACGCAGCAGUACAAGCUGUUCCCUCUGCUGGCUACGGCCUACGCCUUCACUUUUGUCGGCCAGUACAUGACAGAGACGUACCAACGUAUCAGUGGCGACAUCAACCAGGGGGACUUCAGUGAACUGCCUGAGCUCCAUGCCCUGUCAGCGGGUCUGAAGGCCUUCACCACAUGGUCAACAAACUCUGCCAUCGAGGUCUGCCGCAUGUCAUGUGGCGGCCACGGCUACUCUCGCAGCAGUGCCUUGCCGGACAUUUACGUCGAGUUCACCCCUACAUGCACCUACGAGGGAGAGAACACAGUCAUGAUGCUGCAGACUGCAAGAUACCUGGUGAAGAGCUACCGGCAGGCUAAGGCAGGACAGCGGUUGAGCGGCAUUGUGUCAUAUCUGAAUGAAGAUAAGCAUCAGAGGGUCCAGCCCCAGCCCGUCGCUGCCAGACCAACCGUUGUCGACGUAAACGACCUGGCCAGCCUGGUGGAGGUCUACAAGCAAAGAGCUGCCAUUCUAGUUGAGCUGGCAGCUAAGAGCAUUCAGCAGGAGUUGCAGUGCAGGAAGAGUCAAGAGGACGCCUGGAACAACAGUUCUAUUGACUUGGUCAGAGCCUCAGAUGCCCACUGUCACUAUGUCGUAGUAAAGCUCUUUACUGACAAGCUGGGGGAGGUCGGUGACACAGCGAUACACUCGGUGCUGUCCACCCUGGCUCUGCUGUACGCCCUGCAUGGCAUCACAAAAAACUCUGGAGACUUCCUACAGGCUGGACUGCUCAGUGUGCCCCAGGUGCUGCAGAUUUCUGUUCGUAUCAAGGAGCUGCUGUCUCAAGUGAGGCUCAACGCUGUGGCUCUGGUGGACGCCUUUGACAUCCACGACAAGAUGCUGAAUUCGGUCCUGGGACGAUAUGAUGGGAACGUGUAUGAGAACAUGUUCGAGUGGGCUCGCCGCUCACCCCUAAACUCCACAGAGGUCCAUGAAUCUUUCCACAAGUACCUGAAGCCCCUGCGGUCCAAACUGUGAGCUGACCUCCUUGAUUGCACCUUGAUUCCUGGCUGCGACCCUCCAACUGUGUAGAUAGAGGCACAACCUUAACCCCAUUAACCCCGUCAUAUCAAUCCCAUGAUGGUCAUCACUUUCCAUCAGCUGGCAUUUAAAGGAUUCUGAAGGAAUUUAGCAUUCCCUACUUUACUCUAUAUAUUUAUAUAAAGUCAGGUCGAACUACAAAAUCAGCCUCUCUACAUUUUGUGCCAUCUACAUCGUUAUCUUUGGUGAUGGGGAAAACCACAGUGGGCUGUUAAUGGGGUGGACAACCUAAACAAUUUGAAGAGAAUAUAAUUAUUGAGGAGAAUCAAAGCAAAACCUGAAUGAAAAUUCAAUCUAAACAAUCUCUAAUUGAAGUCAUUAUUUUUGAGAAAAUCAAUUUCUUUAAGAAUACUUAAAACAAUCAAGUAUUUGUAGUUUUAGAUGUUUUCUGCAGAGACGUUCCAUCGUGAAGUUUCUUUCCCCCCAUCUGUUCUUCACUUUCUGCGGUGUGCCUGAUGGCUCCUCUGUGUGAGCCAGCCAACAUGGAAAUACCAUCUCUCUUUUUCUUCUAACAAGAACAGAAUACUAUUCUGAACGUUACGUAAUGUUAGAGCGUUUUAUGUUGGGAACAAAGCAACUACAAAAUCAGUGUUGGUUGUUUCUCCUGACGACGAGGACCAGCAUCUUAUUUGAAGAGACAUUGUUAGUCAUAAUUGUUAUUGACAUGGCAUUAUUUUAUCCAUUACCUUUAUCAAUUGCUGUAGGCAUCAAGAAGGAAUUGCACCACAUUGAUGCAACUUUUCACAAAUGUGUGGCGACCCAACAUAAUGGUGUAAUAUGACUGACUUAAACAACAGUCAUAAUGUAGUUUGCAUUGGAUAAACGGACUAGAAAAUUAGAGCAGAGGUCCAACGGAAACAUCAAGUGAAUAUAUAAAAAUAAUCCCUCGUAAAUACUGUGACAACCAUAUUGAUAAGACUUCUGCAUAUACAUAAAGUUCAACUGUGCUUCAGAGCAGUAAGAAUUUGAAUUACUACGCCUUAAAAGCCACUGUCCUACAUUGUAUCAAAAAUGAUCCUCACAGCCUUAAUACUUCACCCAAAGUGUAUGCUUUUACAAUAAUAUGCUCCGCUUGAAAUGAUGUCCGUCACAAUGGUCUCCAUUGCUUAUAAGUUUUUAAAAGACGGAAAAGACGCUUAAAACCUUCCACUACUGUAUUUCAAGUUAAAACAAUCUGCCUUUACCUCACCACCUGUCACAUUUCUCGCUGUAUAAUGAAUAAAAUUGUCAUACUUUAACUUCACAGAUACAAGUGUGUAGGUACCUAACUGUUCUCCACUGAUAGAAGCUGAGCUCAAUAGAGUGCUGCAGGAAAUGAGUGAGAUCAUCCCAAAGUGGUUAAUUUCCUCUCCAGUAAGUCUUAGUAAAUCAUGCCACUGUCUCACAUACAUUGCCUCAUCAAUGGGCCUCUCUUCUCUCUAUAGUGCUACAGGGAUGACGUAUUUUUGUGGGCCAACCCGGGAGUUGGCAUCGCCCUGGUUCCCUGGACACUGAUGUAUUUCAUGUUGUAGAACAAGGCGUUAAAAUCUCUUAAACUUGUGGUAAUCACAGACCUUAUUUCGGGCACCUAACCAAAAAACCAUUAAAAAAACCCAUUGACUUACAGAUGAAUAAAACCGGAAGUGCAACAAUGCUAACUAAUUUACAAGUUUUAGGUUCUAAAUUCUUCCAUUUCUGAGAUAUAGCGUCUCUGUCGAGCCGUGUGUUCGACCAUCAGAAUGAAUGAUGACACUAUUCUGUGCAUCCACUUGCUUCUGAAUGUGUUUGUGGGACAGAAAGCCUUCUGUAGAUAAUGGUGAAGCAAUGUCGUGUAGAAUGCACCUGUGAGGAUCGAUAGUUUGAAUUUAUUGAGUGUUUAAUGACAUGCACUGAAUAUGUGGAUUAAUAUUCUCCCUCCCUGCUGUGUGGGGUUGAUUAUAUUAUAAAGAAGGGUAAAAGCCCAAGCCAACACCUAAUUGGAUUCUUUUUCUAGUUUUUAAUUGAGCACAUUUUAAGCUACAAGAUUUAAAUAAAUCCAUUGUUAAUAUGCUGCAAUGUUCAAAUACUGAUGACUGAAUCAUUCUGGUUCAUAUAUGAUGAAAUAUGUGCAAAGUGGAUCACUAUAAACUGACAUGUAAAACAUUUCAUAGAAUUGCUGGAUUUGUGCUCUUGGUUUACCUCAACCUGCAGUAGUGUAUUGUUGUCAUGGACUAAUCAAAUCCAGCAGUCUAAAUGGUAGAUACAGAGGCUGGUGAAUAGAGCGACUCCUAAUACUAUUUAAUGAGAUUUUAUAGUGACUGUAAUGACACGAUGAUGAAACGGAGAGGUUUCGUCUAAAGCCUCACUGAACUGUAAAGAUGAUUUUUGCGGUAAUUACGUGCCUGAGGAAGUUGUCUUUUCUUAAUGUAAUAAAUUGAGAAUGUUCUCACAAGGUUCAUAGUAUUUUAUUUCUGUAUUGGUAUGACUUUUAAUUUGUUAAUUUCUGCGAUUAUCAGUAUGUAAUAACUAAACUCUUUAAGUAUAUUUGUGUGAUAAUGUUUUAUUGAAUAAUAAUGAUUUUAAUGGUUGGUACAUAAUUUGACCUGUAAAUUAUAUUAAUAAAAAAACUAAAUAAUCAA